Messenger RNA from Aspergillus niger, 1257 nucleotides. RefSeq lists its product as hypothetical. The record is from RefSeq and is a predicted model, not a curated record. NCBI's taxonomy places the organism in Eukaryota, Fungi, Ascomycota, Eurotiomycetes, Eurotiales, Aspergillaceae. The transcript has 9 exons. The coding region runs from base 1 to 1257 and encodes 418 amino acids.
AUGGAGAAAAGAGAAAUCUGGGCAGAAACAGGAUGGGGUGACUGGCAGUUGCCGUUGGGUAAUGGAAAAGCAGCGGUGGAGCAGCGUUGUUCGAGAACUGGAUCUGAUGCUGCUCAGGAACAACUUCCGGGUUUGUUUCUGGGUCUCUGGCUAUUCUCGGGCUUGCAUCCUCUUGACGAUGCAAGCCUCCCCUACACUCCUGCAUCGAUCACCCCUUCUGUGAGUCAUGCUGAGAAUCCACGUGCACGUGGUGAUUGCUCUGAUAUUCGAUCCAAGGGGAUGCCGAAGGGAAUCCUGCACGGUGACCGACCAAUUCGAUGGAGUCCAUGGAAUGAAGUCCGUGUGCGAAGUCAGUUGGUCGGGAAAGCAGCGAUUGGCGGGCUCGCCGUCGCGCCCUUUGGUGACAACUGCCGACCAGCAAAGCCUUCCACGCCCUACAGCAAAUUGGUUCGCAUGGGCGCAAAAGCUAACCAGGGUUGUUCUAUCUGCGUCUAUCCUCUUAGCAGCCUGGUCUUCCUGCAUGAGUCUCGUCACAACAGCUCGAACAUUCUUGACGGGACAAUCAUCGCAGCUCUAGGAACUUCGUCCCUUGUCAGCCUGUACGUGUCCGUGUGCUGCGACAUCGGAGCGACAAAAGACCAUCCAGCACCUUCGGAUGAUCGGCCAAGCCAGUCAGUCCAGCUGAUUCGUACCGCUAUUUUAGGUUGGCUCCGACCCUCGCUUGCUUUUUCAGUGCGGCCUGACACAAUCAAUUGUCAAACUGCUAUCCAGCAUCGGUUUCCCGACCCCAUUCACUCGUGGGACAUCGGUGGAGGCCUCUUCAUUCCGCAACCAAGCGAGAAUAGCCGCGCCGGGUUCGAGCCGGUUUGCCCCAGCUUUAUCCGCUAUUACCCGCCAUCAGGGCCUUUUUUCUUCACGGAAUUCCCGACUCCUGAGCUCGUGGAGCUCUCUGUGGCUUUAAAAUUCCUGGGACCUCCCGCCUAUGUAUGGAGUACCCGCUCUGGAUCUCGAUUCUCUCCACUGGUGCCACCUCCUGAUGCUGUUUCUCGCCUAGAAACGGGCCGGUUGGCGCUUCUCCGUCCCUGUUUUCCGCGGCCAACACUAUACCGAGGCCGUUGUUCGCAGAUUUUGCAUCCGAUAUCAAGAGGGCUCACGAGCGAACACAUCCAGAUCACAAUUACUCCAGCUAAUGACAUUAUGCAUCGCAAAGUAUCUCCGAGGACUGAUGUGCAUAUACGCGCAUUAGCUGUGUAUUAA